AUGUUCAACCACGACACAAUUCCCUCAAAGAUCGUGGUCGUCGGCACGUCUUCUGUCUCGUUGAACGACCGCUUCUCCAACUACAGUGUGCCCGAUGAGGAGGUCGUCGUGCGCCCCUCGCUGUCUUCCUUGAAUAGAAUUAACAUCGACACCAGCUCGAUUCGGAAAAGGCAGCAGCAAAGGGCCCGGAAACAAGUAUCCUACAACGACCUUGAUGAUAUGGCGAUGGAGCCAGAAGUUGAGGAGAUUGUCGAAUACGUUGAAGAAGUUGUUCCCCGCAAGCAGUUCCUUCCCAAGAGAAAGCCGGUGAUCACGACGAGGGCCCGGCCACAACGUGCUUCUAUUGUCGACCGGAUUACGCUCGAAGCGCCACCGAUUGAGGAUCGAAUCACCUUUGUCCGGCGCGCCCCGACCAUCAGCAACCGUGGCGACCGAUUCGGCUCGGUGCAGCGUGGCCGCAUCACGAAGCCCCAUCAUAUCCAAAACAGAUUGCCCAGCCGGCCCAACAACGCCGUUUUCCGCGGUCGUGGACGUGGAGCUGCCGCGGGUCGCGGCCGACCGCCCCCAAAAGCCCAGCCGAAGAAGUCGAUUGAAGACUUGGACCGCGAGAUGGACGAGUACAUGCACGGCAGCAGACACCCGAAGAUCACGAUG
This is a messenger RNA of Mesorhabditis spiculigera, 654 nucleotides long. The record is from the annotation of a GenBank genome assembly. NCBI's taxonomy places the organism in Eukaryota, Metazoa, Nematoda, Chromadorea, Rhabditida, Rhabditidae.